AUGUCGAAUAUGCAGCCCAGCAAGGGCAGCGGCAAAGAGCAGCCGGGUCUGCGCUACCCGACCAACGGCAAGACAAUCUACCACCGGCCCUUGAACCGAACCAAGACGGCCGAGCUCAGCGGCGCAAGCUUCGCCUACCUGUUCGCCGAGAUGGUGAGCUAUGCGUCCAAGAGGAUAGAGAGCAUCCAGGACCUAGAGAAGCGACUCAACGUGCAAGGCCACCCGAUCGGUCUGAAGCUCCUCGACCUUCUCCUCUACCGCGAGCCGGCGCGGUCGCAGACGCGGCCCCUCAACAUCAUCGCGCUGCUGCACUUCAUCAAGCUCAACGUGUGGCAGCACCUGUUCGGCGCGGCGGCCGACGGGCUGGAGAAGUCGUCGGACCCAGCGAAGCCUGACGAGUAUAUGAUCAUCGACAACGAGCCGCUCGUCAACCGCUACGUCAGCGUCCCCCGGGACAUGAGCCAGCUCAACUGCGCCGCCUACGUCGCGGGCAUUAUAGAGGGCGUCUGCGACGGCGCCGCGUUUCCCGCCCGCGUCACCGCCCACAGCGUCGGCCGCCAGGAGGACGGCGGCGCGAGUGGCGCCCCCGCCGAGAUGUGGCCCGGCCGCACCGUGUUCCUGGUCAAGUUCGCGCCCGAGGUCAUGGAGCGGGAGGGCUACCUGGGGAAGGGCUGA
Anthostomella pinea is the source of this 675-nucleotide messenger RNA. NCBI's taxonomy places the organism in Eukaryota, Fungi, Ascomycota, Sordariomycetes, Xylariales, Xylariaceae. The record is from the annotation of a GenBank genome assembly.